AUGUUAUUAAUUAUUUUAUAAAACCAAGAUUUGUCCAACAUUAUAUAAAGUAUCUUAGGCCUGUACUUAACAUUGACACGCCAGACAACUUUCCCCUAAGAAGUAGCCAAAAAAUGUUUUGACAGACAUAACUCGAAAACACAUUGCUCUGACCCGCUUUGCACUUCCUUCAGCAUUUUCCAUAUUUAAACGUUUUAACUCAUUGCUCUGGCCCCCGUUUUCAGGGAGGGAAAUAUUGUUCACGUUAGAAUAAGAACAGAAACAUGUAUUAUGUCAAAACCAAGUCCUGUUUACCUUAUACACAUACUAUUGGUGGCCGCUGACUGUCACUCAAGGUCUUAGUGGGUGUUACCAGUUGACUUCGUAGGAUUUACGAACGUAAUAGAUCUGUGAUUGACAGUAGACAACGACAGUCAGGCGCGAUAGACACUACGAACAGAACACAGAUACACUUUGCCUGUAACCGCGCAGUUUUAGAUAAAGGACAUCCAGAGUGAGUUGUAUUUUUUAUUCCAUCAUCGCAAAAAUAGCCGGUUUUCAACUAGUGCCCUCUAUCAGAGUUCAUGAAGAAGUGACGACGCUUUUUACACUUUUACAUUUGGUGCCUGGACUGGACGAUUCAUUGAGUGUCUUUAUGUGACAGUUGAGCUAUUUGUCCGUUUACUUUAGAGAUGGCAGAUUUACCGCUGCCGCAACAGUUGGUUGAUAUAGACCCGGAUUUCGAGCCACUCUCGAGGCCCCGGUCAUGCACCUGGCCUCUGCCUCGACCAGAGUUCAUCGAACCCGCCUGCUCAAACACAUCUUCACCGGCGCCUUCAGUCAAACAGGAGCCUGUCGAAUACAUCAGUAACCUCAGUUUUUUAGAAGAGUCAGAGGACUACCCGGAGGAUCAGAAACCGCUCGUUUUGUGCAAUGAUUUUCAGUGCCAGGGGAACUGCAUACACCCGCAGCAGGAGAAACAACAUCCACAGCAGUUACAGCAACAUCAGCAGCACCCGUGUUCUCAGCUGCCGCACCAGCAACAGGUGCCCCCGGUCUCAUCCCCCAACGGGUCGAAUUCGGUGGCCGCCGCCACGGUGCAGAGGAAAAGCAGCUCGUCGCGUCGGAACGCGUGGGGGAAUAUGUCCUACGCGGACCUCAUCACCAAGGCGAUAGAGAGCUCACUGGAGAAGCGACUCACCUUGUCUCAGAUCUAUGACUGGAUGGUGAAGAGCGUGCCAUAUUUUAAGGAUAAAGGAGACAGUAAUAGCUCAGCAGGUUGGAAGAAUUCCAUCCGCCACAACCUGUCCCUCCACAGUCGUUUUGUUCGUGUGCAGAACGAGGGGACAGGGAAGAGCUCGUGGUGGAUGCUGAACCCCGAGGGAGGGAAGAGCGGGAAGUCCCCCCGACGUAGAGCUGCCUCCAUGGACAACAACAGCAAGUUCACCAAGAGCAGAGGACGGGCUGCCAAGAAGAAGGUGGCUCUCCAGGACGGGGUAGUUGGGGGUGCAGACAGCCCAGGAGGCUCGCAGUACUCCAAGUGGCUCGGCAGCCCCAACUCCCACAGCCACAGCAAUGAUGACUUCGAGGCCUGGACUACCUUCCGGACGCGUGCCUCCUCUGACGCCUCCACCCUCUCUGGCCGUCGCUCUCCCUUCCUGGAACAGGACAUCGACCUAUCAGAGGCCGACGUCCAUAUGGGCUACCCUGGAGGGAUGGGGCCUAAGAUUACCUCCAUGGCCACCCUGCCCAGCCUAUCAGAAGUGGGCCUGGCCGGCUCCAUGGGGGGUCAUCAUCAUGGUCACCACGGAACAGAGAAUGUCAUGGAGAGUCUCCUUGACAACCUCAACCUGCUGUCCCCCAAGAAUCAAGGCCAGCUGGUGGUAUGUGGCGGGCCUGGGUCUGGGCCCGACUCCUCACGGUCCUCCUCCUCCUCCAUGCUUCAGAACAGCCCCUAUAGCUCCCCCUCCAUGAACCCCCAACCCCAACAGCAGGACUACAGGAAGUGCCUCUAUGGCCAGGCUGGGCCAGGCAUGAACAGCCCACAUCUCUCCCCCAUCCCCAUGCAGACGCUGCCAGAGAGCAAGCCUCCAGGAUCCUUUGCACACUUCCGGAGCCAUUACAACUGCCCUGCUGGGCUCCUUAAGGAGCUGCUGACCUCUGAAGUAGCUGACCCCCGUGGUGGGGGUGGUGGGGAGGCAAUGCCCACCAUGGAGACAGUAGUGUCCCAGUCAGGGAGAGGGCGAGGAGGAGGAGGGCAGAUGCUGCCCAACUACAGCAGCCAGGGGCAGGUGGGACAGGUGGGGGGGCACAGAGGGGUGAAGAUGAUGAGUCCCCCUCCUCAGCAACACACACGACAACCUCAGUCCCACACUCAAAAUCCACACCCUCACCCACAUCUGCAGCCUUUCCACAGCCAGGGCCAGUGCCCUCCCCCAUCUGGGCCCUCCAUGAACGGCUGUGGCCUGAUUCCCCUGACCAGCCUCAACCACGCUGGGGGCCCUGCCCGUCUAGCCAGCCUCAGGACACACAUCCACCAGCUACAGCAGCGGCCCCACAGUGGUGGUGGUCACCCAGUCUCAGGCCAUCACAACCACAGUCCCCACCACAACGGAGCGCCUCCACCCAGCUACAGCAGCAGUGCUAAUGGUUAUGGGAGACCAGGUCCAAGUCCCAGGUCUGCUCAUCCCCAGUCCCACCACCACCACCACCACCAUCAUCAUCAUCAUCAGGAGAGGCUGCCUAGUGAUCUAGACGACAUGUCCAUCGAGAGGUUUGAGUGUGACAUGGAGUCUGUUCUUCAUGACACGCUGAUGGACGGAGACUCGUUGGACUUCAACUUUGACCCCAUGGUGACCAACCAGGGGUUUAGUCAGGGGGUUGGGGUGAAGACCACCACACACAGCUGGGUGUCUGGCUAAGACACACACACACACCUCUCCGACUCAGAGCAGACAGUUUUGAUUUUUCAGAUUUUUCAACAUUCUCCACUGGCCUUCAUGAAGAGAAUGGAAGAGUCUAAAGAAUCCAUUGCCCCUCUCCAGAGGACUAUCAUCAGCCCGUCCCAAUUCUGUCACUAUCCAUUGCAGAUAUGUAAGGUGGAAGAAAUCAGGUGGAAGCUCCAUCACUAAACUGUGUUCACAUAUCUAGACCCUUUAGAUUUGGGGGUAGGGGUACGGAGGGACUGCGCUGGCUGAGACCUUGAGGGAAAGGCUGGUCUGAAGUUGGCCUUGUAAAUAUAGCAGCACAAUAGCAUUCACUUCAACAGUACUUGGAAGAAGCUGGAGACUCUUAAAGCAAUGUUUUAUUGUGAAAAAUGUUUUGUGUUUCGUAUGUUAUUUGAGUUUUUUUGGGUAUCUCACAUUAUGUUUUUGCGAGUGUGUAUUUAUCUUUUUUUAGUUUGGCUUUAGCUCUUCAAAAACAACUGGAAUGGAGUCGGUUCUGUUUCACGUUCAAGUGGGGUCUGUCCCACCCUUCAAGGUGCUUCUCUAUAAGGUUGUCAAAAAAGGUUUGACAUAUUAUGUCUGAGUAAGAUAUUAUCGAUGUAAAUAUGCUACUAUACUUCAAACAUACAGUGCAUUCGGGAAAGUAUUCCCAACCGCUCAACUUUUUCCACAUUAUGUUACGUUACAGCCUCCUUCUAAAAUUGAUUCAAUUGUUUCCCCCCGCAUCAAUCUACACACAUUACACAAUAAUUACAAAGCAAAUUUUAUAUUUAAAAAAAAACAUUUUUGUAAUUGUUAAAAUAAAAAAAAUAAAAAAUGAAAUAUCACGUAAGUUUUCCGACCCUUUACUCAGUACUUUGUUGAAGCACCGUUAGCAGAGAUUACAGCCUUGAGCCUUCUUGGGUAUGACACUACAGUCACGUGUGCUCCCUCUCCGGCCUCUAGGUCACCAGGCUGCUCAUUAUGGCGCACACCUUUCACCAUCGUUACGCGCACCUGCGCAUUAUCGGACUCACCUGGACUCCAUCACUUCCCUGAUUACCUUCCCUAUAUAUGUCACUCCCUUUGGUUCCUUCCUCAGGAGUUAUUGUUUCUGUUCCAGUUCCAUGUCUGUGUUGUUCGUGUUUCGUGUUUUGUAUUAUGUUUUCAUUUAUUUAUUAAAUGAUUCACUCCCUGAACUUGCUUCCUGACUCCCAGUGCACACAUUACAACUACAAGCUUGGCACACCUGUAGUUGGGGAGUUUCUCCCAUUCUUCUCUGCAAAUCCUCUCAAGCUCUGUCAGGUUGGAUGGGGAGCGUCGCUGCACAGCUAUUUUCAGGUCUCUCCUGAGAUGUUCAAUCACAUUUAAGUCCGGGUUCUGGCUGGGCCAUUCAAGGACAUUCAGAGACUUGUCCCGAAGCCACUCCUGCAUUGUCUUGGCUGUGCUUUGUGUUGUUGUCUUGUUGGAAGGUCAACCUUUGCCCCAGUCUGAGGUCCUGAGCGCUCUGGAGCAGGUUUUCAUCAAGUAUCUCUCUGUACUUUGCUCAGUUCAUCUAUGCCUCGAUCCUGACUAGUCUCCAAGUCCCUGCCACUGAAAAACAUCCUCACAGCAUGAUGCUGCCUCCACCAUGCUUCACCGUAAGGAUGGUCCCACGAUCCUCCAGACGUGACUCUUGGCAUUCAGGCCAAAGAGUUCAAUCUUGGUUUCAUCAGACCAGAAGAUCUUGUUUCUCAUGGUCUGAGAGUUCUUUAGGUGCCUCUUGGCAAACUCCAAGCGGCUGUCUUGUGCCUUUUACUGAGGAGUGGCUUCCGUCUGGCUACUGUUCCAUAAAGGCCUGAUCGGUGGAGUGCUGUAGAGAUGGUUUACCUUCUGGAAGGUUAUCCCAUCUCCACAGAGGAACUCUCCAGCUCAAGGCCCUUCUCCCCCGAUUGCUAAGUUUGGCCGGGCAGCCAGCUCUAGGAAGAGUCUUAGUGGUUCCAAACUUCUUCCGAGUUUCAUAGCAAAGGGUCUGAAUACUAAUGUAAAUAAGGUAUUUAUGAUGUUUAUUUUUAAUACAUUUGCUAAAAAUAUAUAUUUAAAAAACUUUUCGCUUUGUCAUUAUGGGCUAUUGUGAUGUCAUCAUGGGGUAUUGUGUGUAGAUUGAUGACAAAAUAAAAGUAUUUAAUCCAUUUUAGAAUAAGACUGUAACGUAACAACAUUUGGAAAAAGUCAAGGGGUCUGAAUACUUUCCAAAUGCACAGUAUAUGCUAUAUGCUGUGUGUAUAUUUGUGAUACAGAAUAUUCUUAAAUUUUUUCAUAUUUCCCUAAAACCAGAAAUGUCUUAGUUUCUCUCAGUCUAUGCAUUAAAAAGCCUUUCAAACUGCC
Messenger RNA from Oncorhynchus keta (chum salmon), 5270 nucleotides. Its product is annotated as forkhead box protein O1-A-like. Gene Ontology annotation, molecular function: DNA-binding transcription factor activity, RNA polymerase II-specific; RNA polymerase II cis-regulatory region sequence-specific DNA binding. Lineage: Eukaryota; Metazoa; Chordata; Actinopteri; Salmoniformes; Salmonidae. The transcript is spliced from 4 exons. Gene Ontology annotation, cellular component: nucleus. The coding region runs from base 672 to 2900 and encodes 742 amino acids. The record is from RefSeq and is a predicted model, not a curated record. Gene Ontology annotation, biological process: regulation of transcription by RNA polymerase II.